AUGAGAAUAAAAUCAUAACCUUAAAAGCAUUAAGAAGAUGUUUAAGAUACAAUAGAAUUAAUUAGUAUAGAUCUAUUUUCUAAUGAAAAAUCAAUAAAUGAAUAAAUAGAUGAAUGUGAAUAACCUUUAUAUGAAGUUGAAUCUAUAAUAAUGAAAAAGAUUGAAAAUUAAGAAUCUCAUUAUUUAGUAAAAUGGAAAGGAUAUUCAGAAUUAACUUGGGAACCAUUAUCUAGUUUAUAACAUUGUUAAUUACUUGUUGAUGAAUUUGAUGAAUAACAUUCAUCUGACAAUGUAAUUGUUGUUAAAAAAACUGUUAAUAAGAAAACUAUUAAUAAAUCAAAAAAGAAAUAACCUUAAUCUAAAAAAGGAGGUUCUUUUUAAAAUGAACAUUAAAUUUAAUCAUUCUAAAAAUUAGGUAGAAUUAUUAAAAUCAAAGGAAUUUCAUAAUAAUAAUUAAAAGUUAAUAUAAAACAAUCUAGUAAAUUCAAACCAAAAUCUAUUUGGAUAAAUUUAAAUGAAUUACAUUCAAAAGCUCCAAAAGAAUUAUUAAAAUUCUAUGAAUCACUACCUGCUAUCUAAUAAUUGUUUAAAUCAACUACUUUCAAAUCUAAAUCCAGUACAUAACAUUGA
This is a messenger RNA of Paramecium tetraurelia, 630 nucleotides long. RefSeq lists its product as uncharacterized. Gene Ontology annotation, molecular function: chromatin binding. NCBI's taxonomy places the organism in Eukaryota, Ciliophora, Oligohymenophorea, Peniculida, Parameciidae. The record is from RefSeq and is a predicted model, not a curated record. Gene Ontology annotation, cellular component: pericentric heterochromatin. The transcript is spliced from 2 exons. Gene Ontology annotation, biological process: chromatin organization; negative regulation of transcription by RNA polymerase II.